Cucumis sativus (cucumber) is the source of this 1370-nucleotide messenger RNA. RefSeq lists its product as uncharacterized. The record is from RefSeq and is a predicted model, not a curated record. The coding region runs from base 85 to 1350 and encodes 421 amino acids. Lineage: Eukaryota; Viridiplantae; Streptophyta; Magnoliopsida; Cucurbitales; Cucurbitaceae. The transcript has a single exon.
CGUUAUAAAGCUCGGCUUGUUGCAAAAGGAUACUCACAAGAAUAUGGGAUUGACUAUGAAGAAACAUUUGCCCCUGUUGCCCGGAUGACAUCUGUUCGCAGCUUGUUAGCUGUUGCUGCUGCCAAACAGUGGCCUCUUCUUCAGAUGGAUGUCAAAAAUGCAUUUCUUAACGGCAACCUAUCUGAAGAAGUGUAUAUGAAGCCACCUCAGGGAACUUCUCCUCCUCCCAACAAGGUGUGUCUCCUUCGUCGCGCUCUAUACGGUCUAAAACAGGCUCCACGAGCUUGGUUUGCCACGUUUAGCUCCACCAUUACUCAACUUGGAUUUACCUCCAGCUCUCACGACAAUGCCCUUUUUACACGACAGACAACUCAUGGUAUUGUUCUUCUCCUUCUUUAUGUUGAUGAUAUGAUUAUUACUGGUAAUGAUCAACAGGCCAUAUCCGACCUACAACAAUAUCUUGGUCAACAUUUUGAGAUGAAAGACCUUGGAUCUCUCAAUUACUUUCUCGGUCUUGAAGUCUCUCACCGUUCAGAUGGUUAUCUGUUAUCUCAAGCGAAAUAUGCAUCUGAUCUAAUAGCACGCUCAGGAAUUACAGACUCCACCACAUCUUCAACACCGUUAGAUCCUCAUGUCCAUCUAACUCCGUUUGAUGGUGUUCCUCUUGACGAUGCAAGCUUGUAUCGGCAACUUGUUGGCAGUCUUAUAUACCUAACAGUAACUCGCCCAGAUAUUGCAUAUGCUGUUCAUAUUGUCAGUCAAUUUAUGGCUGCUCCUCGAACAAUUCAUUUCACUGCUGUUCUACGCAUACUUCGCUAUGUCAAAGGCACCUUGGGACAUGGUCUUCAAUUCUCAUCUCAGUCUUCCCUUGUGUUGUCGGGAUAUUCUGAUGCUGAUUGGGCGGGGGAUCCUACUGAUCGACGAUCCACUACAGGAUACUGUUUUUACUUAGGUGAUUCUCUCAUCUCAUGGCGUAGUAAGAAACAAAGUGUUAUAUCUCGUUCCAGUACGGAAUCUGAAUAUCGUGCUCUGGCUGAUGCUACAGCUGAACUUAUAUGGCUUCGGUGGCUCCUUGCCGAUAUGGGUGUCCCUCAACAGGGUCCUACCCUCCUCCAUUGUGACAAUCGUAGUGCCAUUCAGAUUGCUCACAAUGAUGUGUUUCAUGAACGUACAAAACACAUUGAAAAUGACUGUCACUUUGCUCGUCACCACCUCCUAAGCAACACCCUCCUCUUACAUUCUGUUUCUACUAUUGAACAACCUGCGGAUAUCUUCACCAAAGCCUUGCCAUCUAAUCAAUUCUGUCACUUACUUACCAAACUCAAGUUGAUCGCUACUCUACCACCUUGAGUUUGAGGGAGGGUAUUAAU